GUCAGCUGAUGGGAAUGAAACUUUUACAGCACUGGCAAAUCGCCGGUAAACUCAUGUGGCUCUCAUUUGUUUUGAUUUCUCGGUUACAUAUUACUAAGCUAAUUAGAAGUUAAUAUGAAUUUUUCAUUGAAAUUCACAACGAGAAAUCUAGUGCCACGACUGCAUCGAUUCACCAGUAAGAUUGCCGUGGAUGUGGAGCCAGCUGUGGUCUCUGCCCUGGAACAUGCCACCCUGAAGCCCAGGAAGCAUCCCGGAGUAGUGAGACCCAAUCAUGUGGAGCUACCAAAACAAUUGAAUGAUACGCUAAAGCGCAUCGUGGGGGAUCACCCCGUCAAGAAACUAAUUCAUGAUGGCCAGCAGCUCAACUCAUACAUUAAAUCUCGUCAUCCACCACCCACUCUGGAAGAGAUUGAGAACAAGAAACGCAUCGUUAUCGAAGAGGUCAACACAAAGAUGCCUCUGGAUCGCCUAGCUACACUCGACGAAGACGAGGCGGAGCGCUGGAGGCGCAAGCGGGAGCUGGAGAUCAACAAGAGGCUGGGCCAGCGUAUCUACGCCUGGAAGCGAAUAGAAUAUGGAGCAUACGAGUCGCUUGUGUACGCCAUAGCUCGUGGUGCCCAGGAGUACGCCGUGUUGAAGCGCGUCCUCACGGAGCUGGCGCAGCGGGAUGAACAGUUUCGGCCACGAAGCUUCUUUGACUUCGGAUCCGGCGUUGGAACCGGCAUGUGGGUGGCCAGCGAACUGUGGCGCGAAGACAUUUUCGAGUACUACAACGUGGACAGGUCCAGGGAGAUGAAUGAGAUAUCUGAGCUCAUACUACGCGAUGGCCAUGAGAACAAGCAAAUAGCCCUGCGCAAUGUAUUUUAUCGACAGUUCCUGCCCGCCAUCGAAACCAAUUAUGAUCUAGUCAUUAUAUCUCAUACCCUUUUUGAGUUGGAGAACAAAGAGCAGCGAGAGGAUGUGCUGCGGAAUCUGUGGCGGAAGUGCGAUGGCUACCUGGUCAUUGUGGAGGAGGGAACGCGCCGUGGCAGCGAGUUAGUCAACGAGGCUAGACAAUUUUUGUUGGAACAGGAACAAGAAGGUCACACUGUGGCACCAUGUCCGCAUGACAUGGUCUGUCCUCGACUUCGGGAUCUGGCUGAUCGAACGCCCUGCAAUUUUCCCAUCUCCUACGCUCCCCUGCGUUUGGGUAGCGACUCAUUGGCGGACCGCCACACGUCCCUCUACAGUUAUGCCAUCCUAAAGAAGGGUUCCCAAUCCGAUAGCUCAAGCUCGUGGCCACGCAUUGUGCGUCCCACUUUGGUAAGGUCAAAGCAUGCCAUCUGUCGGCUCUGUACAGAAAAGGGCAAUCUCCAAGAGGUCAUCUUCACGAAGUCCAAGCACGGAAAAUCCGCCUAUUCCUGUGCAAAAGUGAGUCGAUGGGGUGAUCGUUUACCUAUGUCGCUGGGACAGCCGCAAAUCAAACCAGAAUCAAACGAAUCAGAGGAACCACCUGUUUUGGCGUAGCUUAAGAUGUUGAACCAAUUAUAUUAGGCAUAAAGUCACGACCUGAAGUUAAUUGAUACUAAAACUGGCAUCCAAUUAGCUGGCUUAAUUAUGUGCAAACAAAUCGUUGCGGGUGGAGCUGAAUUUAAUUAAACAGUUGCAUUUAAAUUAACCAUACACAAUCCAAAUGGCAAGCGAGCAUGCUCAUUGAUACUAAAUUUUGUUCAACGGCCAACACACCCUCACCUAGAUUUUAAUGUAUGGCAAGACAAAAGGCGGAUGCGACUGCGGAUGGGUUGGCCCCGCCGGUUUGGAUCGUUGUGUUUUGAGUUUAAGUCUUGAAUUUAAAAACGUAUUUCAUUUGUACCAUAAUGUUGUUAAAUACAUAUUUAAAUACCCAAAUACUAGUUUUGGCAAAUCAAAGA
Messenger RNA from Drosophila simulans, 1910 nucleotides. Its product is annotated as methyltransferase-like protein 17, mitochondrial. Gene Ontology annotation, cellular component: mitochondrial small ribosomal subunit. Bases 115 to 1506 code for a protein of 463 amino acids. Gene Ontology annotation, molecular function: structural constituent of ribosome; S-adenosylmethionine-dependent methyltransferase activity. Gene Ontology annotation, biological process: translation. The record is from RefSeq and is a predicted model, not a curated record. NCBI's taxonomy places the organism in Eukaryota, Metazoa, Arthropoda, Insecta, Diptera, Drosophilidae. The transcript is spliced from 3 exons.